This is a messenger RNA of Myotis daubentonii (Daubenton's bat), 6135 nucleotides long. RefSeq names its product apoptotic peptidase activating factor 1 (gene APAF1). Lineage: Eukaryota; Metazoa; Chordata; Mammalia; Chiroptera; Vespertilionidae. Gene Ontology annotation, biological process: regulation of apoptotic process; apoptotic signaling pathway. Gene Ontology annotation, cellular component: apoptosome. The record is from RefSeq and is a predicted model, not a curated record. Gene Ontology annotation, molecular function: ADP binding; protein binding.
GAGCAGUCUGGGCCGACAGCGACCCGCGAGGACUUGAAAUAGCCACGGCAGCAUCCAGAGUGGCCCUGGCCCCCCGGGUGCAGCUGCCGUCCGGGGGAAGGAGCGACUGUGGCCCUCCUUUCUUUGUGUCUGGGGUGGGGUUCAUCGGCGGGGCGGGCCUCGGGCCGGGCCUCACCUCGCGCCCCGGGACUGUGUUGGCUGCCUGGGGAGGUGGCGCCUACAUCUCCGCCUGUCGCAGGUCCCGGGAGGUGUUCGGCGCCCCGGACCGCGGCAGCCCAGCUCAUGGUUAACAGCUCAGAGAAAGAAAAAUUUGAGGGAGAAUGGAUGCCAAAGCUCGAAAUUGUUUGCUUCAACAUAGAGAAGCCCUGGAAAAGGACAUCAAAACACCCUACAUAAUGGAUCACAUGGUUAGUGAUGGAGUUUUAACACCAUCGGAGGAAGAAAAAGUAAAAAACGAGCCCACUCAACAGCAUCGAGCAGCUAUGCUAAUUAAAAUGAUACUUAAAAAAGAUAAUGAUUCCUACAUAUCAUUCUACAAUGCUUUACUACAUGAAGGAUAUAAAGAUCUUGCUGUCCUUCUCCACGGUGGUCUUCCUGUCAUCUCUUCUUCCAAUGGCAAAGAUUCAGUUGGUGGAAUAACUUCUUAUGUAAGAACAGUCCUGUGUGAAGGAGGAGUACCACAGAGGCCAGUUGUUUUUGUUACUAGGAAGAAGCUGGUGAAUGCAAUUCAACAGAAGCUCUUCAAACUGAAUGGUGAACCGGGAUGGGUCACUGUAUAUGGAAUGGCAGGUUGUGGGAAGACUGUAUUAGCUGCAGAAGCUGUUCGUGAUCAUGACCUCUUAGAAAGUUGCUUCCCAGGGGGUGUGCACUGGGUUUCAGUUGGGAAACAAGACAAAUCGGGGCUUCUGAUGAAACUGCAGAACCUUUGUACGCGGCUGGAUCAGGAUGAGAGUUUCUCCCAGAGGCUCCCACUUAAUAUUGAAGAGGCUAAAGACCGCCUCCGCAUUCUGAUGCUGCGCAAACACCCAAGGUCUCUGUUGAUCUUGGAUGAUGUUUGGGAUCCUUGGGUAUUGAAGGCUUUUGACAAUCAGUGUCAGAUUCUCCUUACAACCAGAGACAAGAGUGUUACCGAUUCAGUAAUGGGUCCAAAAUAUGUAGUCUCUGUGGAGAGUGGCUUAGGAAAAGAAAAAGGACUUGAAAUUUUAUCCCUUUUUGUAAAUAUGAAGAAAGCAGAUUUGCCAGAAGAAGCCCAUAGUAUUAUAAAAGAAUGUAAAGGUUCUCCUCUUGUAGUGUCUUUAAUUGGUGCACUUUUACGUGAUUUUCCCAAACGCUGGGAGUACUACCUCAGGCAACUUCAGAAUAAGCAAUUUAAGAGGAUAAGGAAAUCUUCAUCUUAUGAUUAUGAGGCUCUGGAUGAAGCCAUGUCUAUAAGUGUUGACAUGCUCAGAGAAGACAUCAAAAGUUAUUACACAGAUCUUUCCAUCUUUCAGAAGGAUGUUAAGGUGCCUACGAAGGUGCUAUGUGUUCUCUGGGACAUGGAGACUGAAGAAGUUGAAGACAUACUGCAAGAGUUUGUUAAUAAGUCUCUAUUAUUCUGUGAUCGGAAUGGCAAAUCAUUUUGCUACUAUUUGCAUGAUCUUCAGGUAGAUUUCCUUACAGAGCAAAACCGCAGCCAGCUUCAGGAUCUGCAUAAGAAGAUAAUCACGCAGUUCCAGAGACAUCACCAGCUACACGCUCUUUCACCAGAUCAGGAGGACUGCAUGUACUGGUACAAUUUCCUGGCCUAUCAUAUGGCCAGUGCCAAUAUGCACAAAGAACUUUGUGCUUUAAUGUUUUCCCUGGAUUGGAUUAAAGCAAAAACAGAACUUGUAGGCCCUGCUCAUCUGAUUCAUGAAUUUGUGGAAUACAGGGAUAUACUGGAUGAAAAGGAUUAUGCAGUCUGUGAGAAUUUCCAGGAGUUUUUAUCUUUAAAUGGACAUCUUCUUGGACGACAACCAUUUCCUAGUAUUGUACAGUUGGGUCUCUGUGAGCCGGAAACUUCAGAAGUUUAUCAGCAAGCUAAGCUGCAGGCCAAGCAGGAGGUCGAUAACGGAGUGCUUUACCUGGAGUGGAUAAACAAAAAGAACAUCAAGAAUCUCUCUCGCUUAGUUGUCCGCCCCCAUACAGAUGCUGUGUACCAUGCUUGCUUUUCUGAGGACGGCCACAGAAUAGCUUCUUGUGGAGCUGAUAAAACCUUACAGGUGUUCAAAGCUGAAACAGGAGAGAAACUUCUAGAAAUCAAGGGUCACGAAGAUGAAGUGCUUUGCUGUGCAUUCUCAACAGAUGACAAAUUUAUAGCAACCUGCUCAGUGGAUAAAAAAGUGAAGAUUUGGAAUUCUGUGACUGGGCAACUGGUACAAAGCUAUGAUGAGCACUCAGAGCAAGUCAACUGCUGCCACUUUACUCACAGCAGACAUCACCUUCUCUUAGCCACUGGGUCAAGUGACUGCUUCCUCAAACUCUGGGAUUUGGAUCAAAAACAAUGUCGAAAUACCAUGUUUGGCCAUACCAAUUCAGUCAAUCACUGCAGAUUUUCACCAGAUGAUAAGUUUUUGGCUAGUUGUUCAGCUGAUGGAACAUUAAAGCUUUGGGAUGUGAAAUCAGCAAAUGAGAGGAAAAGCAUUAAUGUGAAGCAGUUCUUCCUAAGUUCGGAGGAGCCUCAAGAGGAUAUAGAAGUGAUCGUGAAAUGUUGUUCGUGGUCUUCUGACGGUUCUAAGAUAAUGGUGGCAGCAAAAAAUAAAAUCUUUCUUCUUGACAUUAAUACCAGUGGCCUAUUGACAGAAAUCCAUAUAGGCCAUAAUAGCACCAUCCGGUACUGUGACUUCUCCCCCCAUAACCAUUUGGCAGUGGUGGCUUUGUCCCAGUACUGUGUGGAGUUGUGGAAUGUGGACUCCUGUUUAAAAGUGGCUGAUUGCAGAGGACAUUUAAGUUGGGUUCAUUGUGUGAUGUUUUCUCCUGAUGGAUCAUCGUUUUUGACAUCUUCUGAUGACCAAACAAUCAGGCUCUGGGAGACAAAGAAAGUUUGUGAGAACUCUGCUAUAGUGUUAAAGCAAGAAAUAGAUGUUGUAUUUCAAGAAAAUGAAGUGAUGGUUCUGGCAGUUGACAAUAUAAGACGUCUGCAACUCAUUAAUGGAAAAACAGGUCAGAUUGAUUAUUUGACUGAAGCUCAAAUUAGCUGCUGUUGCUUAAGUCCGCAUCUUCAGUACGUCGCAUUUGGAGGCCACGAUGGAACCAUUAAGAUUUUAGAACUCCUAAACAACAGACUCUUCCAAUCCAGGAAUGGGCACAAGAACACUGUACGGCACAUCCAGUUCACAGCUGAUGGGAAGACUCUCAUUUCAAGCUCUGAUGAUUCUACAAUUCAGGUAUGGAAUUGGCAAUCAGAGGAAUAUUUCUUUCUGCAAGCCCAUCAGGAAACAGUGAAAGACUUUAGGCUCUUGAAAAAUUCAAGACUGCUUUCCUGGUCAUUUGAUGGCACGGUGAAGGUAUGGAAUAUCACCACUGGACGAAUAGAAAAAGACUUUGCCUGUCACCAGGAUACAGUACUUUCUUGUGAUGUUUCUCCUGAUGCCACCAAGUUUUCAUCUACCUCUGCUGACAACACUGCAAAGAUUUGGAGUUUUGAACUCCUUUCCCCUCUUCAUGAAUUGAAGGGCCACAAAGGCUGUGUGCGCUGCUCUGCCUUCUCUGUGGACAGCACCCUGUUGGCGACUGGAGAUGACAAUGGGGAAAUCAGGAUAUGGAAUGUCUCAAGCGGUGUGCUUCUUCAUUUGUGUGCUCCGAUAUCCAUAGAAGAGGGAGCUGCUACCCAUGGGGGCUGGGUGACCGACCUCUGCUUUUCUCCAGAUAGCAAAAUGCUGGUCUCUGCUGGAGGCUACCUUAAGUGGUGGAAUGUCAUCACUGGGGAAUCCUCACAGACCUUCUACACAAAUGGAACCAAUCUGAUGAAAAUACAUGUGUCCCCUGACUUCAAGACAUAUGUGACUGCUGAUAAUCUUGGUAUUUUAUAUAUUUUACAGACUUUAGAGUAAAAUAGUUAAGCAUUAAUAUAAGUCGAACUCAAAUUUUGAAUUGGAAAAAAUUGUGAUGAACUCUGUAUUUCAACUUUUUAUAAAGCUGUGAAUUGUUUUACAGUAUUGCAUUCAUUACAGAAUUGUUUAUGGUUUGAAGAAUGAUACUAAUGUAGCUCCCCCCCCCCCCCCCCCCGUGAACACACCUUUAAUCUUGUUUUUCAUAAUCAUCAUUAUUUUUAACAAUUUGUCUUUAAGAUGCAAAUGAAAAUGUAAAUACGUACCUUGUUAUACUGUUGGUAAAAUUCUCUCUUGAUACAUUCAAAUUGGUUGACAUAGUUAAUGAGGAUAACUGGAAGGAAAUAUGUAUUUUAAUACUGUCAUUAUGCGAGUUGUGCCUCAGAGUAGCAGUGGCCUGCUUUCUGAGCCACAUGACCCCACCGGGGUACAGUUUCCCAAAUGCAACCUUGGAGCUUAUUUGCACUCCUUAAAUUAGCUUUAAAAAUAUUGUGUCUGUGAGCACAAUUUGCAAUAUUUCCUUUAAUUCACUACAUCAGUGUGUCUUGGAUUUCAAAAUUCUUACUGUGGAGUGAAAAUUAUGUGUUGCAGAGUCGAUUUUAUUGGUCUACCUUCCCUCACUAGUUGAGGACAGCUCGUGCCCUAACGGACUCCUGUGGUCAGCCUCUUAGCUGGGCACUGUCCUGCUCUCUGUUUCUUUACAUACUAGACCUUCCUUAAUCUUCACUAUUUUUCUGUUUUUUGUUUUGUUUUUAAAGUAGUUUGCUCUACAGUUAGAUAUUAGUAAAUCAGAUUGAUGGAGAAGCAGCCAAUUUUAAUAACAGAAUUUUCCUAAGAAAUAUAGAAUAGUAGAAAAUGAUUUUCUUCGAAUUCCAUUUACUUUUAGAUGAAUGGCAAUGUCAGUGCUGUUCUCUGAGUGAAUUUAGGAGAGUUCUCAGAACCAGAGUCAUCGGGACUCUGGAUGGUGUUCCCUUUGACCCUCCAACCAGUCUGUCUCCCUUCCCUUCUCUCCUUAUCUGCUUCCUUUCCUCCCUGCUUCCCUGGGAGGUUAAUCAGAAAAGGUAGAUUCUGACAGGGAAAAAGCACAUCAGCAUCAAUAAGUAGCUUUUUUGACCUCUUGAUUAGGAACCUUAAUUGCAAUUUAAAUCUAAACAUUUUCCCAGAAAUAUAUUGUUAAGGGAUAUGCUGAUAAAUUAAUGAUAGAUAUGGUUGCUACAUAAACAAAUAACCAAAAUUUAAAAAUUUAUUGCUGUAACAGGGACUAAAUCAAAUGGGUAUUAGUGUCAGUAGCAGGUAGGCCAUGACCCAGUUUUUAUUGUUAUCACAUAAUAGGGUGGGCAGGAGGACUAAAGCACUCCAGGUGUAUUUUAGAUUAGAUAUUUCUAUUUAGCUUUUCAGAGAACCAUAAAUAGAGUGAAUAAAAUCUUUUACAUUGUUAAGGAGGUUCUUUUUUUUUUUUUAUGGGUUAAGGAACUUGUUAUAGACUUACUGUGAUUUAAACAAAUGUGAUGUGCAGUCAUAAUUUUAUAAAAGAAAUUUAUGUAAAUGGCAUGUUCUGCUUAGAGUAUCCUUAUUAGAACUUUAUCUGCAUGCAAUGUUUAGGAACUCUUUUAUAGCUCAGAGUGUGAAGUAUUAACUUUUGGAAUUGAACUUACUUGGCUGUUAAAGUGUAACAACAAACAUCAGCUCUUAAAAGGCCUUGAUGGCCUUUGUCUUAAAAAUAAAUUAAAAAGGAAAAUGGAAGAAAGACUAGGUAACAUGAGGGAUGAGGAGAAGCUAGGAGGUUGUAGCUGCAGAUUUCAUGGCAGCUGAGGUGGUCAGUGAAGGGGAGGAUGUUGCUUUGUACUUGUGAUAUGCAUUUUUCCCUGCUUUUUUAUUUUAUUUUAUUUUUUGUAUUGGAAAUUACAUUGCAUUUUAUAUAAAGAUUUUUUUACAUUGUAUGUGUCUUGUAUGUUUUGUAUCUAUAAUACAGUUUACAUGAUUUUUUUUGUCCUUGGUAUACGUUUUAAUACAUGAAAUAGAAAAAUUUUUAUAAAAAUAAAAUUCCAAAAAAUAUUUUUGAAAAACA